Molecule: messenger RNA, 939 nt
Organism: Pistacia vera
Lineage: Eukaryota; Viridiplantae; Streptophyta; Magnoliopsida; Sapindales; Anacardiaceae
Product: kinetochore protein NUF2 homolog
Exons: 6
Coding region: 235-939 (234 amino acids)
Biological process (GO): mitotic spindle organization; attachment of mitotic spindle microtubules to kinetochore; kinetochore organization
Cellular component (GO): kinetochore; Ndc80 complex
Molecular function (GO): protein-containing complex binding
Source: RefSeq, a predicted model, not a curated record
CUGAUGGACCAAAAACUUGGACGAAGUUUCUAUCUUAUAAACACCGCCUAAAAAUUGAGGGAAAAUUCAAAAACUCAAAUCAUCAAUCUGCCGCCUUCUUCUCCCUGCUAGCACAAUUGGGUCAGCAACAGAACGUUUGAUGAAAAGUAGUUCAUAGCUCCCGUCUUUAUUCUAAAUCAUUUUAAGAAAUUAGUUGUGGAAAUGGAUUUGUUUGUUGAGAAUUGAUCAGUAAAGAUGUCGAAAUUUGAUUACCCCAAGCUUUCGGUGGCGGAAAUCAUCUCGAUAUUGGCAGAUUCACAGAUAGCUAUUAUUACAGAAAACGAUCUCAAGAACCCGAACCCGGAUUUCAUUUCGGAUCUCUACACCCGACUCUUGAUCUACCUCGACAUUCUCCACGAGGAAGAUCAGGGGCAACUGGAGUUUGGUGCCUUGGAGGAGCUUGAGAAUCCGGACCUUCAUGUGGGUUCAGUUCAGACCAUGAAUUUGUAUAGUAGGAUAAAGGAGGUGGUGAGCUCUGUUGAUUGCCCGAUGAAAUUUACACUCAAAGAUCUUGUAAGACCAGAUGCUACUCGGACCGAGUAUUUUGUCAGUGCAAUUCUAAAUUUUUGUCUUCACAAAGACACAAAAAUGAAUCUUCUUAGACCGAUUGCUGAGGAUUUAACUAUUCUUGACGAGCAGCGAAGAGAGUGGGAGGCUAAGAUUGCCCAGUUGAAUGCAGAGAUCGCAACCUAUAAUGAAGCAAGAGAAAGGGAGUUACCUGUUGUUCAAGAGGUAGAUGCAAAAGUUAAAGAAUUGCGUCAGACCAUUCAGGACCUCAACAAGCAUCAGAUGUCACUAAGAACUUCUAUUAAAAAAUUGAAGGAGAAGACAGGGGAACUUGAAGAGAAGGAUCUUCCACUGACUGCAAUUUUGGGUGAUGGUUUUUGUGAAUCAAUAUGA